Molecule: messenger RNA, 945 nt
Organism: Erinaceus europaeus (western European hedgehog)
Lineage: Eukaryota; Metazoa; Chordata; Mammalia; Eulipotyphla; Erinaceidae
Product: olfactory receptor 5AN6-like
Exons: 1
Coding region: 1-945 (314 amino acids)
Biological process (GO): sensory perception of smell; G protein-coupled receptor signaling pathway
Cellular component (GO): membrane
Molecular function (GO): odorant binding; olfactory receptor activity; G protein-coupled receptor activity
Source: RefSeq, a predicted model, not a curated record
AUGGAAGAAGAGAGAAAUCACACUUCUGUGGCCAUGUUUGUUCUCCUGGGACUCACAGAUGAACUCAAGCUGCAGCUUUUUCUCUUCCCAGUCUUGCUAGGGAUCUACCUAGUGACCCUAAUCUGGAACCUGGGUCUGAUCAUCCUCAUCAGGAUGGACUCUCACCUGCACACACCUAUGUACCUUUUUCUCAGUUUCCUGUCAUCUAUAGACAUCUGCUAUGCUACUUCCAUCAGCCCAAGGAUGCUUUCAGACUUCUUCAGAGAAGAAAAAGUGAUCUCUCUUGUGGCCUGUGCCACCCAGUAUUUUGUGAUGGCCUGGAUGGGCCUGUCUGAGUGCUGCAUUUUGGCUGCUAUGGCCAUUGACAGAUAUGUGGCUAUUGGGAGUCCUCUGCAGUACUCUUCCAUCAUGACACCUGGUCUCUGUCAGAAGAUGGGUGUUGGGGCCCUUGGGUGUGGUUUCAUUGGCAGUUUAGUUCACACAGUCCCCAGCUUCAGUCUCUACUUCUGUGGGCCAAAUGUCAUUCAACAUUUCUUUUGUGAUGCUCCCCAGAUACUUAGCUUGUCUUGUUCUAGUACAUUUUCCAGUCAAAUGUUUAUGUUUACGGUAGCUGUGCUAGUUGUGUUUGGUUCUUUGCUUGUUGUCCUUUUAUCCUAUGGUCUCAUUGUAGCUUCCAUUCUGAAGUCAUCCUCAGUUAAAGGUAGUGCCAAGGCCUUCAAUACUUGUGCCUCUCACCUGGUGGCGGUCACACUCUUCUAUGGCACGGCUCUCCCUGUGUACAUGCAACCUAGCUCUCAUCACUCGAAGAAACAAGACAAAGUGCUGUCAGUAUUCUAUGUUGUUGUCAUUCCUAUGUUAAACCCUCUUAUCUACAGUCUGAGGAACACGGAGAUUAGAAAAGCCCUCAAAAGGGUGAUGAAGAGGAGAACCCAUUCACCCCCAUAA